GAAGAAGGGGAAGAGCAGAGCACAGGGAGUGCACCUGAACAAAAAGAGGUGUAUUGGCAGAGCAGAGGCCACAUUCUUCCCAAUUUGGCCAGAAUAAAAGAGGUGUAGAGACAACAACAACAAAAAAAAAAAAAAAAAGCGUUAUCUCUGAAGAUCAGUGAGACAGAACAGAAGAGGCGUGAGCGGUCGGCAAUUGUAAGACAGAGAGAGUGCGUCACAGAGUGACACUUCUUGUGGCACAGCAGUGUACUUGGAUGUGUUGGAAAGAAUGACAGAAGAGGUAAAUAUGUGGGCAAAAUAAUCCUUUGUCUAGAUAUCCAUGAAAAGAAGGGGAGGAGGAGACAGAGAUCCCAUAACAUAGCAUAUGGGAGAUUCAAUGCAGUGGCCCUCUUGGUAUGACAAAAUCCUAAAGGCACUCAGCCAUGACAGACAAAACAUUGCAAUAGUAGGCUACUGCAAAAGCGUAGGCUGUCCAUCUCACUGAAUACUCAAUUUGCCACACAAGCAGGCUGUAUGACUUACAAUAUGAUUUGUGUGUGAGUCACUUUAAGGUGUGCUGUAUGAGUCCACACCAGAAACCAGUGAUUUGAGUGCCAGGGAUUUACACAAUGGGAAAUGGACACUUGAUGUCCAUCACUCUUUUCCAUUAUCUUUUGUCUAUGAUGAGUCUCUUCGUGUGAUCAAUGGCAUGACUUCCUCCUUGUGGCAGCUGGGGAUUGAACACAGGGUCCUCUCUGCUCUGUUUUCAGUCUGACAGCAGCAGUGGCAGCCUCAGCACUGAAGAGCACACCAGAGGACAGGCAGAUCACACACGCACGCACACACACACACACACACAGACUCCUACACGCAGAGGGAGAGAGAGAAACACACACACACAUGUACACACUGUGGAUUCCGUGAGCAGGCAACAUGAGUGCGGACGAUGUGGUGUUUACCGGCUGGCUCGUCAAGUCCCCACCAGAGAAGAAGCUCAAUACCAGAUAUUCAUGGAGGAAGCGCUGGUUUGUCCUGCGUCAGGGUCGCAUGAGCGGCAACCCAGACGUGCUGGAGUACUACCGCAACAAGUGCUCCCGGAAGCCCAUCCGCACCAUCGACCUGCAGGAGUGCGAGGUCCACACGCCAUGCAGCGAGCCCCAGCAGCAGACGCACAUGCAGCAGCAGACGCCACAGCCUCCGCAGCCCCUACACAAGCGCCAGUUCCAGAACCAGCACCUGUUCGUGGUGAAGACCGCGGCGCGCGUCUUCUACCUGCUGGCCAAGACCCAGGAGGAGAUGAAUGGCUGGGUGCAGAGGAUCAGCCAGAUCUGCACCUUCGGGACACCGGAUGACACAGACUCGGCGGACAGUUUGACGUACACUCCGACGUCCCAACAACCUUCUCCCGCACUCUCUCCCCGCGUCUCCCUGGCGACCAGCACAGACUUCUUUCCCAGCGGCAGCAGCGGCACGGCAGCGGGCAGGGAUCGGGUCAGUCAGUCGGACGGCCAGCCUCCUCCGGACUACCUCAUCCUCUCGCAGUGCAACUCGGGCACUGUCAGCAUCACCAGACGCAGCAGCUUCACAAACUCCGAGCACUCGUUGGAGCAGAGCUCGUCGGACACGUUCGGCGAGGACGUGUUCCUGUCUCCGCUGCCCGCCACUGGUUCCGCCCUCCCCGUGGGCCACGCAGCCGAUGCCCCCUUCAGCGCCCCCUGCGGAGGCUCGGCGCUACCUCCCCUCUACACCCCCUCCUCGUCUGCCACCUCCUCCCCCGCGCUCGCUCCAGCACUGCCCGACAUCUUCCGCUUCGACCGGCCCUUCUUCCCGACCCCUGACCCCCCACACACGCCCCACACCCCACCCCCAUUGCCCCCCAAGCCCAGGCAGCCCACCGACGCGCUGGGCAACCUGCUCGCCCCACCUCUGCACCUCCGCCACCGGGUCUCCAUGCCUAGCCUGGAACUCUUCAGGAGGGGAGAGUACGACAGCUUGGCAAGAGGGAGAAACAAAAUAGGGAGCCUCCAUCUGCCUUCGUUUGCUCUCCCUUGCCAGUCAGAUGACUCCUACGUGCCUAUGGCCUCCCCACCACCGGUCACCCCCGUGGACAUGCCCUCCGACGGCUACAUCCCCAUGAGUCCUGCAUCCUUCCCGAGGACCAAUGGGAGAGCAGAGCCACCGCCUUCUCCCGGGGCUGACCUGGAGCCUCCACCAGUCAACCGCGACCUGAAGCCCCGGAGGCGGGCGCGGCCGCCACCCCUUGACCUCAGAGGCUUGUCCACCAUCCGAGAGAACCCCAUGCACCUCCCCCUGGUCAGAACCCAUACUGAGCCGAGUGCUAUACAACCCUGUGUUACUUCAGACAGAAGAUGGAGAGCGGUAACCCCAGUGGAUCAAGAGGCCUUCAGUACUCCCACAGACAGGCAGCUGUUUUUCCCCAUAGAGUCGACACUGCAGCAGCCCUGGAUGCGGUGUUCCCGCCUGGACUACCUCUCCCUGGACUUCAACUCAGCCUCCCCUUCACCCGUGCUUAAGAAGCCUCUCCUGGCCGAUGAACACAGGGUGGACUACGUUCAGGUGGACGAGAAGAAGACUCAGGCCCUCCAGAGCACCAAACUGGAGUGGAAGGAUGUUCGCCAGUCUAAGUCCUAAAAAACGACACCUCACAACGACGAGCAACAUAAAGAAAAGCAGUCCAGAGAGCUGUCUCUCCAAAAGCACUGUGUAGCAUAGAAAGUCACAAGGACCAAAACCCCUACUCUAAGAGCACAAACCGCCUGGAUCAACGACAGAGAGAGCAAUAACAAAAUUCCUUACUGCCCUGACGUUCACAGUCACUGAAGGGGUUGAAAAACAAGCCCGUUAGCUUGUCGCAGCCAACAUUUACAGGAGAGCAGCAUUUUUUCUACGCUUCAGCUCAGUCAUGUAAAAAAAGAAAGGUCGCCAGCGGGCUCCAUUCUCUCUGAGUCUCCUGGACAGGAUCAGGCCUAUUUGUGCCUCACAACUGGCCUUUGGAGCAUGCACUGUGAAGGAGAGGAGAGGACCUGUGUACUGUGAAAGGUACUCUGACACGCCAAAUGAAGACGCACAAAUAUCACAGCCUCUUCUCGGCUGCGCUGCAGCCUACUUCAUUUCAACUACUGAUUGUAAUGGCUUGUAAAUAUGAAGGAGUUGACUAACUAGCAUUACAUUUUUUGCCAUUAUUCUGCCUUCAUUACAAGAACAUGCUCAAUAGCACUGUAGCUUUCAUUAGCAACAAUGACUUAAAUAAUAUAUUAUUAUUAACUCACUGCUGGGUCCAGAAGGUGAUUUGUACAUUUAUAUUGUAUGUAUUUUGCAUCUGUGUGUGUGUGUGUAUGUGCGUGCAUUUGUGUGUGUGUGUGAGAGAGAGAGAGCGAGAUAUAGAUGGCCCAUACUCUUGUCUAUAUGUGUCUAAAUGGCUGCACUUGUAUAGAAUCUCCUAACAGAAUGUGUGUAUUGAGAAUAAGAGACCUAAACGGCCUGUGUUGUCUGUGGUACUGCUCACAUAAGCCUCUAUCCCUAACAAUCACGUUCCUCAUCAUUUCAGUCAUGAAAGCAAGCACCUUUUUGAAGUAGCAAUAUUGCCUUGAGAUAAUGUGUUUGAGAUGAAUUUAUUUCAAUUUAUUUCAAGAUACCUUUUUUCCAAGAGGGGUGAAGUGAAUAAAUAGAAAUGUCCUGUCCUUUUUGUCUUUUUGUUUUUCGUUAAGCUGCUGAUUGUUCUUUUGUUUGUACACUGUCAUGUAUGCAAUUAUGCAUAAUCGAGACUAUUUCCAUGUCAAAAUAAAUCACUUUUUUAAAUAAAUGCUCUGGAUUGCUAA
Messenger RNA from Alosa sapidissima (American shad), 3818 nucleotides. It is a transcript of the gene gab3, whose product is annotated as GRB2 associated binding protein 3. The record is from RefSeq and is a predicted model, not a curated record. NCBI's taxonomy places the organism in Eukaryota, Metazoa, Chordata, Actinopteri, Clupeiformes, Clupeidae.